AUGCCUCGGAUUAGUCAACAGCCUCCCUUCGAUUUCCCCGCCGAGGCCGAUUCUUUCCUUCAAUCCUCCCCACCAUCGAAUUUUUCCCCUGUUGGUUCCCCUCGUCUCGCCGGGUUUCUGUCUAGGAACGCUUUUCCCAGGCUCCUCCUGGGAGAAGACGAUCUGUUCGCCCAAUCUCCUCCAGAGAAUGGUGCCUCCACCAUGGGGCAUCUCCAACCCCCGAUGACUCCGCUAUCUCCCUCCGCGCCAAGCAGCAGCAUGAUAGCGAAGGAGCAGCUCGCUCACCACAAUUUCUCUCGUCUUCCAAUGACUCCGCCCGAUCCGUCAGAUCCGGAAUCGUUGGAUUCCACGGGCGAUGACGUGUCAUCUUCGGUGUCCUCCGCCCUUCAUGUCAUUUCCACGGAGCGCGCUGCUCUGGCUCACGUGGAACAUCUCUAUCAGAGGAGCCCUUUGGCACAGGAUCAUCUCGCACGUGCCGUGAGUCAGAUUGCUUCCAGCAUUCGGAAUGGUGGGAAACUGGUGUGCUGUGGUGUAGGCAAGAGUGGGAAGAUUGCGCAGAAGCUCGAGGCGACGAUGAACAGCUUGGGGAUCUGCAGUACAUUUCUGCACCCAACCGAGGCAUUGCACGGGGAUUUGGGCAUGAUCCGACCGCAUGAUACCCUAUUGUUGAUAUCGUUCUCGGGCCGUACUCCCGAGCUUCUACUACUAUUGCCACACAUUCCGUCCACAGUCCCAGUAAUUGCGAUCACUUCCCACCUCCAUCCGUCAACAUGUCCGCUUCUAUCUUUUCAGCCGUCUGACAUGGGAAUUCUUUUACCGGCUCCCGUCCAUGAAGAUGAGGAAACCUCCUUUGGCGUGAGCGCCCCGACAUCGUCUACUACAGUUGCCCUGUCACUAGGCGAUGCUCUGGCCAUCGCCACGGCUCGACGGCUACAUAGCACUACGGGACGGGGGCCUGCCGAAAUAUUCAGGAGCUUCCAUCCUGGAGGAGCAAUUGGAGCGGCAUCCAACGUUACAACUCCCAUGAGUAUGUCGACAGCAUCGUUCCCAUCGAGCAAUUCCGACGAUCAGCAACUUUCUAUCUCAUCAUUUCCUCGGCAGAACCUAGUGACACAAGGUCCCCGCAUCGCAGAUGUGCUGGUACCCAUUGACCAAAUCCCUACGGUGUUUGCAACAGGCAAGGUUCGUCUAUUGAAUAUCCUCCUGACGGCUAUUCAACAUCCCAGCGCCAAGUCGUGGGUGCAUUUAUCCCCGGUGGAAAUCAUUCCCCCACGACAUCUCCGCUCUCUCUCGCAGAGUAGCUACGUGGACAUGGAUGUCACCACAUUCACCAGUCUCGGUCUUCCAUUUGCUGUGUCUCGAGACGACUGGCAGCGUGUUCCUUACUCGAGUACCAUCGAAGAUGUACGCCAGCUGGUCACAAAAACGACCACGCGUACGGGAUUCCCAGUGACAGUGAUUGCUGUCAUGAAAGACGAAAAUCCAGACGAUUGUGUGGGAGUCCUAGAAGCUGAAGAUCUAUGGGACGACCGCACCUGA
Aspergillus tanneri is the source of this 1539-nucleotide messenger RNA. RefSeq lists its product as uncharacterized. Gene Ontology annotation, molecular function: carbohydrate derivative binding. The record is from RefSeq and is a predicted model, not a curated record. Gene Ontology annotation, biological process: carbohydrate derivative metabolic process. Bases 1 to 1539 code for a protein of 512 amino acids. The transcript is spliced from 2 exons. Lineage: Eukaryota; Fungi; Ascomycota; Eurotiomycetes; Eurotiales; Aspergillaceae.